GAUGGGCGUCUAUCAACGUACGGGCUGUGUUAUAAAAGCGCGACCCCCGCGUUCGUUCGUGCUUGAGCUCCUCAUCUUCUUCGAGCCAAGUUUCACGGGUACAGGUACUGGCUACCUUGCUUGUUUCGUUUUAAUCUAUAUUUCGUCACGCUACUCACUUUCACCUUCGUCAACGACUUAUUUUGCUACUUCACGACUGGUCUACGAUGCGUUUCUCUGCUGUCGUCGCUGUUGCUCUCCUUGCCGCUACCGGUCCGGCUGUUGCACUCCCAAUCGGGACCGAGUUCGGCAUCGCUGCGCGUGCCUUACAGAACCGCCGGUCAGCGGAUAUGGUUGAGAGCUUCUACGCCCGUGAUGAGGACGACAUGUUGCUCUCUCGCAGGGAGCCCGUCAACCUGAACAGGCUGAGAAUCGGGGUUGUGGCCAACAGGUACAAGCGCUCCCCGUUCGUGGUCUUCUCGAAGGCAGCGGCGAACAUCCCUGCGUGCCACACUGGCUUUGCGUUUUGUGGGCGAUCCAUUGAAGACGAGCUCGAUUGAGGAAGUUUACAUUGAUCAGUAACUUGCGGUAGCUUGUAGUUCUUGACGACUUUCAUGACGAAAUACGAUUACGAUUAGGGAGCUUAGACAUUUGACGGACUGCAUUCCGAUUGCACGCAACCAUUCAACCCAUCUUUUUGACAGGCAC
Molecule: messenger RNA, 687 nt
Organism: Fomitopsis serialis
Lineage: Eukaryota; Fungi; Basidiomycota; Agaricomycetes; Polyporales; Fomitopsidaceae
Exons: 6
Coding region: 207-539 (110 amino acids)
Source: RefSeq, a predicted model, not a curated record